CCGGUGAAACAUCUGUUUCUGUCUGAUGGGACUGGCUCAGUGCGUAUCCUCUUAGGAACAUGCCCGAUGGUUAGUUAAUGCUGGUGCUUAACCCGAUGACAGACUCAAAACUGUUUUGCUACAUGAGAAGGUACAAGAAAAAGGAGUUCAAACUUGGCAAGGUGGUAAGCUAGCUAGCUCGCUACGGUAGAUCGAGAGGGGGUGUCGCUUGCUGUAGAAAAGGAAAACAACAUGGCGGCAUUGGAGCUCGAAUGGAUCCCAGAGACUCUGUACAACACUGCUAUAUCAGCAGUGGUGGACAAUUACAGUCGAUCGCGAAGAGAUAUUCGUUGCAUCCCUGAGAAUAUUCAAUUUGAUGUGUAUUACAAGCUGUACCAGCAGGGUCGGCUCUGCCAACUGGGGGGAGAGUUUUGUGAACUGGAGGUGUUUGCCAAAGUUCUACGGGCAUCUGAUAAAAGACACCUCCUGCACCACUGCUUCCAGGCCCUGAUGGAUCAUGGGGUGAAAGUCGCCUCCGUCCUGGCCAACUCCUUCAGCCGUCGCUGCUCCUACAUUGCAGAGUCUGAUGCCCAUGUGAAAGUGAAGGCCAUUCACUUUGGCUUUGUUUUAGGUGGCUUUCUGUCUGACGCAGGCUGGUAUGGUGAUGCAGAGAAUGUGUUUCUGGCGUGUCUGCAGCUGUGCACACUGCAUGAUGAGGUUCUGCACUGGUACCGUGCUGUGGAGUGCUGUGUCAGGUUGCUUCAUGUCCGGAAUGGCAACUGCAAGUACCAUCUUGGUGAAGAGACUGUCAAGUUGGCCCAGCUGUACAUGGACAAACUGGCCAAACAUGGUCAUCAGGCCAACAAAGCUGCACUCUAUGGAGAGCUGUGUGCUCUGCUCUUUGCUAAGAGCCUUUAUGAUGAGGCCUACAGGUGGUGCAUAGAGGCAAUGAAAGAGAUCACAGUGGGUUUGCCUGUUAAGGUUGUGGUAGAUGUCCUAAGACAGGCUUCCAAGGCCUGUGUAGUAAAGAGGGAGUUCAGGAAGGCAGAGCAUCUGAUAAAGCAUGCUGUUUUCCUGGCACGUGAGCAUUUUGGACACAAGCAUCCCAAGUAUUCAGACACUCUCCUUGAUUAUGGUUUUUAUUUGCUGAAUGUGGAUAACAUCUGCCAAUCAGUUGCAAUAUACCAGACGGCUCUAGAUAUCCGGCAGUCGGUUUUCGGGGGAAAGAAUAUCCAUGUGGCCACAGCACACGAGGACCUGGCAUACUCCUCCUAUGUGCAUCUGUACAGCUCUGGCAAAUUUGACAAUGCACUAUUCCAUGCAGAGCGGGCCAUAGAUAUUAUCACUCACAUUCUCCCGGAGGAUCAUCUGCUGCUGGCCUCCUCCAAAAGAGUCAAAGCUCUGAUCCUGGAGGAGAUUGCUAUUGACUGCCACAACAAGGAGACAGAGGAGAGGCUGCUCCAGGAUGCCCAUGACCUCCACCUCUCCUCUCUCCAGCUGGCCAAGAAAGCCUUUGGGGAGUUCAAUGUUCAGACAGCGAAGCACUAUGGCAACCUGGGCCGCCUCUACCAGUCCAUGAGGAAGUUCAAGGAGGCAGAGGAGAUGCACAUCAAGGCCAUCCAGAUCAAGGAGCAGCUUCUGGGUCAGGAGGACUAUGAGGUGGCUCUGUCUGUGGGCCACCUAGCCUCUCUCUACAACUACGACAUGAACCAGUAUGAAGAUGCAGAGAGGCUUUACCUGCGCUCCAUUGCUAUUGGUAAGAAGCUGUUUGGGGAGGGCUACAGUGGACUGGAAUACGACUACAGGGGCCUAAUUAAACUUUACAACUCUGUGGGGAACUAUGAGAAAGUCUUUGAGUACCACAAUAUUUUAUCCAAUUGGAACCGGCUGAGGGACCGGCAGUUUGCUGUGGCUGAUGCCUUAGAGGACGUAAACACCAGCCCCCAGGCCACCGGGGAGGUGGUGCAGUCCUUCCUACUGUCACAGAACAAUGGGGCUGGCCCACCUACUUAGGCUCACCACACAGACACACAUAUGCCCACAUACUGAUAGAAACGCUAAAGGUGUUCACGGCUCACUUACAUUUGUUGAACACACCCUCUCCACAUCAAGGUAUAUGGUUGGCUAUGGGAAAAUGCACUAUCGCCUGUGGAAUGCAUAUAAUCUAGUGUUUUUGUCCUCACUUUUGUUCCCAACGGGGGCAUUCUCCUGUGAUCAAACCGGUAUUGAACAUUUGAUGGAAGGAACCUCUUGCCAUCCACUUCGCAUCACCUAACAUCGCUUUCAUCACCUUCAGUCUUCUGUAAGAGGAAUUGAGAAAAGGGGGAAAAAAUAAAACAACGACAUCAUAGUGUGUUCUAGCUCUAGAAUAGGAAUUGGUUUGUUUUCGGCUUCAUUUUUGGUCAGCGCUUGCCCUUUGUUGACCAUUGGGAUGUCCCCUACAAGCAUGGAUGGAGCACCUUUUUACUUUGGCCAAUUAUAAAGAGCAAGUUACUUUUUCUGGGUGGAAUCCUUAUUUUAUUGUUCUAAUGUCAUGAGGGAGUUUACAAAAGAGUUUUCAUCCAUGGACCAAAUCUUCAGUUUCCUUUUUGCCACACCUGUUUUUGUCUCCAUCUAAAGACGUUGGCGCAGUCUUUAUGCUUGUGCUUAAAGGUUGUCCGUGAUUUGAUGAAUUUGAAAUGCACCAGUGUGUGUAUUAAAUUUGACCACAAUUGUGCUCAGUAGAUUUGUUUUUGUUGUUGCACUUACGUGUAGUUUAUUUGAAAAUGUACGGGGGUACUUUUUUUUUUUAGGAAUUAAAAUGACAAGUAUUUCUAAAGAAUUUCAUAUAGCUAAACCAAAAACAGGUGAGCUUAAACCUGCUAUUCAGAUGACUCCCUCCCUGUGUUCCAGUGCAAACAGCCAGACGGAGGUCCUCUAACAUCAUCCCCAAGCUAUUGUGCAUAUAAGCCUGGUACAUCGAUUCAAAGUUGGCCUUAGUGGGAGUGACCGUACGGAGUAAAGUAUUUGUCAUUUAAUUUUAGCGAAUCACACAACUGCGAGGCAUGGCUCUGUGCUUGUGGUAUGCUAGCAUACGGGGGAGGGUUAGGGGGAAGGUUGUGGGAGAUGAUUGGUUGUUAGAUUAAGCCUAUGCUUCAGGAGUUUCUCCCGGCCAUUCUGUCCUGGCUAACGAAGGUCAAGUUUGACCCGUUGGACUACCAGACUCUUCGGGCAUUUGGGCUGAAGUGUCUGGGAACGAGAUUAGGGGUCCUCAAACACACCAUUAACAAUAGAAUAGGCCUUGUGUUUUCAUUUUAGAAACCAUUGGCCUAGUAAAGGAUUACCUAUUCCAAAGUAAUGUAGUAAGUACCCCAUUGUGUGUGGACUAGGUCAAUGGAAAUUAUUGCCUUGUUUUGGAACAAAUGCAUGUCUGUCUAAUGGAUGUUAUUGUUACAUGUGCUGUUAUGUUUCAACUGAAGUCCAAGCCUUCGCCUUAAAGGACGAUCAGCCAAAGGUGCUCUUGUUCUGGUUCUUAGCAUGCUUGCUUUCCAAAUACCCACACUGGAGAGAGACACACUACCGUUCAAAAGUUUGGGGUCACUUAGAAAUGGCCUUGUUUUUGAAAGAAAAGCACAAAAAAAUGUCCGUUAAAAUGACAUCAAAUUGAUCAGAAAUACAGUGUCGACAUUGCUAAUGUUGUAAAUUACUAUUGUAGUGGGAAACAACUGAUUUUUAAUGGAAUAUCUACAGAGGCCCAUUAUCAGCAACCAUCUCUCCUGUGUUCCAAUGGCACGUUGUGUUAGCUCAUCCAAGUUGAUCAUUUUAAAAGGUUAAAUGAUCAUUAGAAAACCCUUUUGCAAUUAUGUUAGUACAGCUAAAAACUUGUCUCAACAUCAACAGUGAAGAGGCGACUCUGGGAUGCUGGCAUUCUAGGCAGAGUUCCUCUGUCCAGUGUCUGUGUUCUUAGCCACUCUAAUGUACUUGUCCUCUUGCUCAGUUGUGCACUGGGGUCUCCCACUCCUCUUUCUAUUCUGGUUAGAACCAGUUUGCGCUGUUCUUGGCAAUGUCUCCCAUGGAAUAGUCUUCAUUUUUCAAAAUAAGAAUAGACUGACGAGUUUCAGGACAAAAGUCUUUGUUUCUGGACAUUUUGAGUCUGUAAUCAAACCCACAAAUGCUGACGCUCCAGAUACUCAACUAGUGUAAAGAAAGCCAGUUUUAUUGCUUCUUUAAUCAGAACAACAGUUUUCAGCUGUGCUAACAUAAUUGCAAAAGGGUUUUCUAACACAGGAGUGAUGGUUGCUGAUAAUGGGCCUCUCUACGCCUAUGUAGAUAUUCCAUUAAAAAUCUGCCGUUUACAGCUACAAUAGUCAUUUACAACAUUAACAAUGUCUACACUGUAUUUCUGAUCAAUUUGAUAGUAUUUUAAUGGACAAAAAUUGUGCUUUUCUUUCAAAAGCAAGGACUUUUCUAAGUAACCCCAUACUUGUGAACGGUAGUGUAUACACUAUAUAUACAAUAGUAUGUGGACACCCCUUGAAAUUAGGGAAUUCAGUUAUUUUAUGUUUAAAAUCGAGCACACUGCCAUGCAAUCUUCGUAGACAAACAUUGGCAAUAGAAUGGCCUGUACUAAGAGCUCAGUGACUUUCAACUUGGUGCCGUCAUAGGAUGCCACGUUUCCAACAUGUCAGUUUGUCAAAUUUCUGCCCUGCUGGAGCUGCAAUGUCCACCGUAAGUGCUGUUAUUGUGAAGUGGAAACGUCUAGGAGUAACAACGGCUCAGCUGCGAAGUGGUAGGCCACGCAAGCUUACAGAACAGGACCACAGAUUGCUGAAGCGAGUAAAAAUCGUAUGUUAUCAGUUGCAACACUCACUACCAAGUUCCAAACUGCCUCUGGAAGCAACGUCAACUCAAGAAGUGUUUGUCGGGAGCUUCAUUAAAUGGGUUUCAUGGCCGAGCAGCCGCACACAAGCCUAAGAUCACCAUGCACAAUGCCAUGCGGCUGCUGGAGUGGUAUAAAUUUGACAAUAGAAAGUGUUGAUUUAAGAAAUUAGAUGUUGAAAGAGGUGAUCCACCUUGUAAUCGGAGGUUGUGGUCCAUCCUGGCUGCUAUAUGGCUGUCUGUAUGUCCUUAGUUUUGUUUACAAGGCUCUAAUUGUUUCUUGUGAAUGUUACUGGAAGGGAUCCUUAGAAAAUCUUAUGGUAUUUGUGAUUGCAGCACACACCCUAUCCUUUCUGUCAAUGUCCGCAAGACUGCAGUAAGAUUAAUUGACGGUGUCUCUGGAAGCAGACAGCUCUUAAAUCAGGAGUUUCAUCUUAGUUUGUUAUAGGUGGAACAACUGUUGAGAGUUUCUCUUCAAGACAAGUUUGCCACUGGAACUGGAGCAAGUACAGCCCAUUUAAGCUUUUUAUUUUGUUUUUAAUACAUGUGCUGUCUAUAUUCUCACAUGCAUUACAAUACGCCAGCCUUUUUUUACGGCACAUUUAUUUCCACACGAACAUCAUUUUAACCAUUGCUCACUCUGAAACUCCUGUAUAUGGAAGGUUGUCCAAUUCUACAAGUAUAAAUAUGGGCAAGUUUCAUAGACCUACAUUAAGGCCACUCUUGGACUGAAGUUUUGAUUAAGGUUAUGAUGAGAUGGCUAAACUUCAUUUUAAGAGGCUUGCAUCACCUGUAUUUAAUCCAUAGUUAACUAUGUUCUUGAAAUCACAUUUAAAGGUCGUGAUUAUUAACAGAUAAUUUGUCCAACUCCUGCAAUCAUUUAAUCUUGGUCUGUGAAACUGUUCCUACAUGUGUUAAGAGUAUAAGUACUGUGCGUCUGGGUUACAAGUGUAGACACAUUGAGUUUAGGUAUGACCCUGAGAGAAGUAUCUGGCAGGAUUUGCAGAACUAGAUUGCCGAUAUUCCAUGCAUGCAUUAUCAGAGUUUAAGGAACUGUGGUGUGCGUUGAAGUGAUCUUUUGAUAUGUAUGUAUUCAUUGCACACUGUUUGUAUUGCUGCCUGCUACAAAGGUGUCUAUUACAGUCCUCUAGUUAAGAGUGGUCUUAGUGGUUGUUCCUCAUGCUGUCCAUGUCUACCCAGAAAGGUAAAUGAAAUUAUUGUAAUGUGUGUACUGAAAACAUGAAAAUAGUUGUCAUUUUAUGUAUUCUCUCCAUUAUUUGAAUGCCUUCUGCAGUACCUCCAAAUCAAUUUGACAGUUAGCAACAGUGGGUCAGCCCAUUAUUCGGUAAUGGGAUGGGUUCUUAAAAUGAAAUAGCACCAAAAAAAAUAUUACAUGAGGGCUUUCAAGCAUCUUCUUUUGCUUCAUGUCAACACUGUAGCUACCAUGUUUUUGUACAUUAACAUUUUACAUUGGAAAUAUUGUUCUCUUCAAAGCUCAGAAAAUAUGAAUAUUAAAAUGUUUAAAAAUUAAA
Oncorhynchus masou masou (cherry salmon) is the source of this 6368-nucleotide messenger RNA. Its product is annotated as amyloid protein-binding protein 2-like. Gene Ontology annotation, biological process: intracellular protein transport; proteasome-mediated ubiquitin-dependent protein catabolic process. Gene Ontology annotation, cellular component: Cul2-RING ubiquitin ligase complex. The record is from RefSeq and is a predicted model, not a curated record. Gene Ontology annotation, molecular function: protein binding; ubiquitin-like ligase-substrate adaptor activity. The transcript is spliced from 13 exons. The coding region runs from base 232 to 1992 and encodes 586 amino acids. Lineage: Eukaryota; Metazoa; Chordata; Actinopteri; Salmoniformes; Salmonidae.